Mercenaria mercenaria is the source of this 894-nucleotide messenger RNA. RefSeq lists its product as uncharacterized. Bases 1 to 894 code for a protein of 297 amino acids. Lineage: Eukaryota; Metazoa; Mollusca; Bivalvia; Venerida; Veneridae. Gene Ontology annotation, molecular function: nucleic acid binding. The record is from RefSeq and is a predicted model, not a curated record. The transcript has a single exon.
AUGUUAGCAUGUGUAGUGGGUGUGGAAAGGUUUCGAACCUAUGUCUAUGGACAACCAUUCAAGCUACUCACAGAUCACCGCCCAUUGUUGAACAUCUUUAAACCUACACACAAACCGCCAGCACGUCUAGAACGUCUACUAAUGAGGUUACAAUGCUACAAUUUCACAGUAGAACAUCAGCCAGGAAUCUCCAAUCCAGCCGACAUUCUCUCAAGGUCAACAUUCAAUAAAGAAAAAUGUGAAAUCUCAAACAUUACCGAGAAAUAUCUAGACUAUGUAUGUGAAAAUUCAGUGCCAAAAGCCAUGACCUUAGAUCAAAUUGAUAAAGAAUCAUCUCAGGACAAAUUCACACAGCAAUUAAUCAAAUGCAUAAAUCAUGACAAAUGGCCGAAAGCUGAAGAAUUCAAAAGAUUCUUUAAAAUUCGCAGAGAACUGUCUACUCAUAACAAUAUCGUAUUACGUGGAAAUAGAAUAGUUAUUCCACAGGCUAUGAGGGGUCAAGUGUUAAAAAUAGCACAUGAAAGUCACCAGGGAAUUGUAAAGACUAAACAAAUGUUGAGAGAAAAAGUGUAUUGGCCAGGUAUUGACUCAGAAAUAGAGGAAUUAAUUAGGACUUGCGAACAAUGCCAGCUAAACUCCGCUCCACCAAAACAACCAACAAUCACACCUACGGAAUUACCAGACCGCCCGUGGCAAACUGUAGGGAUGGACCUUACAGGACCGUUCCCCGGGGGAGAACAUAUUCUUGUAGUCAUUGACUACUACUCCAGAUUUCCAGAAGCAGAAAUCAUCAAAAAUACAUCAUCAAGAACAGUAAUAAAUAAACUGAUGCGCUACAUUAUGCUUUGUGCUACAACGCACUUUGCCGAGGCAGUAAGUCCUCAGUUUAAUUAA